Messenger RNA from Suillus subaureus, 745 nucleotides. RefSeq lists its product as uncharacterized. The record is from RefSeq and is a predicted model, not a curated record. Lineage: Eukaryota; Fungi; Basidiomycota; Agaricomycetes; Boletales; Suillaceae. The transcript has 4 exons. Bases 117 to 518 code for a protein of 133 amino acids. Gene Ontology annotation, molecular function: RNA binding.
CUGAAAAUCAGAGCGCCCCACUAUAAAACCCAUCACCCAUUCUGUCUUUGUUAUCAGCCCGUUCUCUUUGAACUCUGACAGUUCAGGAAGGGUAUUACUCGUCAUCACAUAUCAUCAUGGCGGCAAAAGUUUAUGUUGGUAAUCUGAGUUGGAACACGACGGAUGACUCCUUGAGACAGGCCUUCGGAGAUUUUGGGAAUGUCACCGAUGCUAUCGUGAUGAAGGACCGUGAAACUGGCCGUUCUCGUGGUUUCGGUUUUGUCACCUUCGCCGGCAAUGAAGAUGCUCAGGCAGCCAUCGACGGAAUGAACGAGCAAGAGCUUGACGGUCGCCGGCUUAGGGUUAACUUGGCCAACGCUAGACCCAGUGGUGGGGGAGGCGGAGGUGGAGGCUAUGGGGGCGGAGGCUACGGCGGCGGUCACAGUGGCGGUGGAGGCGGAUAUGGCGGCAGCGGCGGCGGCGGAUAUGGCGGCGGCGGUUACAGCGGCGGCGGUGGCGGUUACGGCGGAGGCUACUGAGCUCUGAAUGGUUUUGUGUUUUCAAGAUGGUCGGUGUCACAAUUCUGUAUGUUGUUCAAAGGUCGUGUUCAUCCGCGUCAAGCUACGAUAUUUCCGCAUGCAUUACAGUAUCUGUUUGAUCAUAACGCAACUUAAAUACUCGGUCGAGAUUUGUAUCAAAACAUGUGUUGUCCUGGAGAAUCCUUCUUGAACGUGUGUGGAUCCUUGUGUUGCCAAACAUUGAGUAA